Messenger RNA from Neurospora hispaniola, 390 nucleotides. RefSeq lists its product as uncharacterized. The coding region runs from base 1 to 390 and encodes 129 amino acids. The record is from RefSeq and is a predicted model, not a curated record. The transcript has a single exon. NCBI's taxonomy places the organism in Eukaryota, Fungi, Ascomycota, Sordariomycetes, Sordariales, Sordariaceae.
AUGCUCUUCAAGACCACACUCCUCUCCCUCCUGGCCACUUCUUCAGCCACUGCCAUCCCCAGGGAUUCCUCCUCCUACACCGAGAUCAACAAAUGCCUCCCCGGCCAAGUUUCCAUUAAGGGUACAUGCUUCAAGGCCGGCGCCUUCUGCGGUGGGUUCGCCGCCAUUCCUUGCGCCGACGCGAAGCAGAUCUGCGUCGACGACCCGCGCGAUGAUUGCGACCCGAAGAAGGGAGGUGCCGACUGUAGCGGCGUCUGCAUCGAGCCGCUGGUCUGCGGCGGAUUUUUGGGCACUUCGUGCCCUAAGGGGCUGACUUGUGUGGACGACCCUAGGGAUGAUUGCGAUCCUGAGAAUGGUGGUGCGGAUUGCGGUGGUAUUUGCAAAGCUUGA